This is a messenger RNA of Meira miltonrushii, 3127 nucleotides long. RefSeq lists its product as uncharacterized. Lineage: Eukaryota; Fungi; Basidiomycota; Exobasidiomycetes; Exobasidiales; Brachybasidiaceae. The coding region runs from base 215 to 3058 and encodes 947 amino acids. The transcript has a single exon. The record is from RefSeq and is a predicted model, not a curated record.
CGCAGGGAGAGAGAGAGAAGCGUGAGGCAAAGUCACUUGACACUCACACGCAUAAAAGCAAUUUUUGAAGUUCAAAGCGUAUUUCCGAUUAAAUCUUCUCGUGGCGGAGAAAUGGUCAUCAUCACACAAUCAUCCCAUUCAUCAAAUCUGUAGAGUCAUCGGAAAAGGCUGCAAUGAUCGCAAAAAUAACUACAACCAAUACAUAUAGGCGGUGAUGUUUUGGGCAAGGUGCGGUAGACACCAAGCUUCCCUUUUGAGGGGAGUACAAGGCACUUCGUUCAGGAGAGCGGUAACAGUCGGCAUAGAGAAUAACAUAAGACCGGUUACGACCUUAUCCACACUGGAUACUCUCAACAAUGAACACAGAAAUCGAAACGAUACGACUAGAGAUAAUCUCGAUGAACGGAUAGGGGAAUGCUCUAAAUCGGUAGGAAAACAAAGACAGAUAGAUCCAAUGCCGACUACAUCUUCAAUCGAGAUCGAUGAAGCAAAUAAAAACACAAGCAUAGCGCAGACAAAACAUCAGACGAAAAGCCAACAUCUGAAGCUAGAUCGGAUAAAUACCAAGGUACGUAAACUCAUCUCAAAAGAUCAAAUCGAUAACGCAAUUACAAUCUUUCAACGUUGGCAGCAAAGUGUUUCAUUAGCUCGGCAAGAAGAGCAUCUGAGUUCAGAAAAGUCUGCGCAUAACGGUAAAUCAGAUCAAGGAUGCCACCUAUAUGCGGAUACGGUGUUAUACCUCAUUCGAUGGCUUAUACGCAAUAAAGAAAAGCGAAAAUCUUGGCACAUUCUUUUUGCCUUGUGCCAGGAAGAAAUCCCGCAAGAUCGAGAAACUGCUCAACUCUUGCGAAUCAUGAUACCAAAUAAGACAAAGACAAAUCUGAAAUUCUUGCUUCCUCAAAGUCUGCGAAAGUUUUUAUUCCCCGAAACAGUGCAAAAAGAAGAAAUCGGGAGAGUUCCAAAAGACAAUUUCCGGCGAAAGAUCGAUGAAGAUGCAAGACAAAGAUUACUUAUACCAAUCGCGAUUGCUUUGGUUCAAGAAGGAGACCUGCGUUUGGCAAAUUGGCUCUUCGAAAGAAAUGAAGAGACAGGUUUAAAGAAAAUGCCAGUCGGGACUGGAAACGUGUUUGCCGAGGCUGUGAUGCAACAUAUAAGUCCGGUGACCGGACUUGAUGGUAUAAGAGGAGUAGGUCAGAUCACUUCCGCUUUGACAUUUCUGGAAAAUUGUCAAGGCGUAGAAGAUGCUCUCUUAAUCCGAAUCAAUGAUGGUCUUGUGCGUCGAUUUUCAUGGGUCAUGAGGCAAGAGAGGUUCUUCUCGCUCUUACAACCGGAAGAAUGGCGGGGAAUGCUACGGAGACUAUCACUCAUAUCUCUACGCAGUGGUCCCCUCAUGACGAAAUCGCUGCAAUCGAGCAAGGGUGGAAUUGCAACGCUAAUAUCUCUUCAUAUCAAAACUGAAGAUUACACUUAUGCAAAAAGGCUUUUCGAAUUAUACCAAGAUUACUAUGGACGCUAUACAAAUGAAUCGCCCUUCAGUCGAAUCGAAUUUGCUUGGUUGUUUGAGAUAAGUUUGAAAGAUGAACACACUAUCGAUUUCGUUGCCAAGUUGUUCAAUCAUUGGCUUAUCUCCGACCUUUCUUCACCAGAUCGUAUGCCGGACUUUCUUCCGGCACAAUUACGACGUUAUUCUGCAAGAUUGAUGGAGGAAAAGCGAGGGGAUUCAGUGUUGCCAUUACUCCCUCUUUUUGAUCUGGAAUCGGAACCCAAACCAGUUGCUGGCCAGCCAAAAGUUGUCAAAAGGAUAGAAAGAAGAGCACAAGCACGUCGGAUAGUUGGUGUAUUUGCUAACGCAUCCCCAAAAUACUUUCUGGAAUUCAUUCCUUUCUUGCGAGAAUUAUUGGCAUUUUUACGUGCUCGUAGUGAAGGUCAAUUUGACGAGCAUCUGAUUGAACUGCAUCUUCAUGUCGUUGACAAAUCUAUAAGUUCGGAAAAGUAUGCAAGCUCAUUAGCACUCAUGCGUGCACAAAUGCUGUCAAUCGUUGAAAGUAUGCGACAAUACGCUGUAAAAGUGAAGGAGAAGGAUCAAAACAAUACUUAUCACCAAUCGACUAUGACCUCAAGGACUAUCACAUCGCUUCAAAUGCUUUACAGAAGGAUACUUGCAUAUCUCGGAGACAGUUUAGCUGUGGAUAAGGCUAUCUUCAGAUCUCAAGAUGUGAAUCGAGACGCUCUUUUGGCUGAUGCUCUGAACAGAAUUUUGAUCGAAAUGCAGUCAUUAUGGUCAUUUGAUUUGGAAGAAAUUGAUCGCAACAGUAACACUUCAGCCAUUACAAUUUGUAGACUUCAGAUAAUGAUGGGCAGACAGGACUGGCAAGGUGCUUUUGCACUAUACAACAAGUCCAUGCACGACAUAGCAGAACAAUGGGAACGAUUCGCUGACUUUGCUGAAACAGGUAGAAGCAAUGCAUACCCUCCUGCACCUCUGGCUUUGAAUGUUGCUACCAGACUAGCCCUUGCUUUAGGUCAAGGUGGGCAAUUUGACAAGGCCAGGCAGGUUUUAUCGACGUACACUCAUUGCACCAAACAAUUCAAGGCCAUACAUUCCAGUAAGCAAGAAGAAAUUGAAGAAGGUCUUGACGCAGACGAAAUGUCUGAAGAAAGUGAGCAACUUACUCGCAAGAUCAAAGACCAUGAUCGACUAUUGAUCGAAUGCACUGGUAUUGCUCUUUUGUGCAUGCAAAAUCGCAAGGAGGAUGCUUUGGGUCGAAUUUAUUCACUUGAACGCUUAGGUGUAUUCGGAGCACCACCUCAACCUCAAACGCCAUUGAUGUUCUUUACAGAAGAAAGACUACCUCAGAAAGCCGGAUUCAAUUUCAAUUCCAAUCUACGACCAACUACUUUCGCAGCCGUAGCACCUUCAAUCGGUCCAACAAACAAGGAACUGACAAUGAUCUAUAUCGAAGCGCUUGCCAGUAUUCCGAUGAAGGCAAGAUCGGCUGAUUGGCAAGGCCUGCUUGGAAAAUCUCGAAAACUACUCUCAGAUUAUACCGGAGCAUAAGACACUCAAAACCUUGAUCGCCUCUAGUGCGAAAGGUACUCAUGCAUACAAUUUGUUGUGCAAAAGUUG